CUUCACUGUAGCCGAUAGCUACCACCGCUGAUCCGUCGUGUUGCGGCUGUUACAAAACCUUCUAGGUUUUAACACGACUUUUUGAGCUAUCUUUUCUAUUCUGUCUUUAUUUUUUUUUUUAUCUCCUUGUCGACAAGACAACAAUUAUACUGACGUUCCUUUUGUAAAGGUCGCUCUUUCCUGCCCCACUCCCAGAACAUUAUUCUUUUCAGAUAUUCUUUGUCAAGCCGCCAAAGUGGAGAGUGUCGUUGCACCAGGGGGUCCUUCUCGUUUCAGUGUAGGGGGAGGAGGUGGGGGUGCACCUCAGCACUGUCCCAAGACUGUCGGCAACAGCGAGUUCCUGGGGAAAACCCCAGGUUCUGGCGUUGAGAGAUGGUUACCUUCUCGAAGCACUAGACGAGAUGCCAACUCCUCCAACGAGAAAGGGCAAAAUGAUGCAAUCUUCAGGAAAGUGAGAGGCAUACUUAAUAAGCUGACUCCUGAGAAGUUUGACAAACUAUGCCUGGAGCUCCUCAAUGUGGGUGUAGAUUCAAAACUGGUCUUAAAAGGAACCAUCUUGUUGAUUGUUGAUAAAGCCCUUGAAGAGCCCAAGUAUAGCCAGUUAUACGCUCAACUAUGUCUACGCCUGGCAGAGGAUGCACCCAACUUUGAAGGCCCAUCAACAGAAAAUCAAGCAACACAAAAGCAGAAUACAACCUUCAGAAGGCUUCUGAUUUCCAAGCUUCAAGAUGAAUUUGAGAACCGUGCCAAAAAUGUUGAACUCUUUGACAAACAUGACAACCCGCUCACCUCUGAGGAGGAGGAGCAGCGUGCUAUUGCAAAGAUCAAGAUGCUGGGCAACAUCAAAUUCAUUGGGGAACUUGGCAAACUCAACCUUAUCCACGAAUCUAUCCUUCAUAAGUGCAUCAAAACACUUUUGGAGAAGAAGAAGAGAGUCCAACUUAAGGAUAUGGGUGAAGAUUUGGAAUGCCUCUGUCAGAUAAUGAAAACAGUGGGUCCUAAACUUGAUCAUGAAAAGGCUAAAUCUUUGAUGGAUCAGUACUUUAGCCGCAUGAGAUCCUUAACGAACAACGACGAACUGCCAGCUAGGAUUCGCUUCCUGCUGCAGAAUACGGUGGAGCUGCGAGACAACAACUGGGCACCUCGCAAAGCUUACGUUGACAACGGACCAAAGACGAUCAACCAAGUUCGUCAGGAUGCAGUAAAGGAUUUAGGUGUUUUUAUUCCACCUCCAACUGAUGGAAUGAGGAAUGAGUUUUUCAUGGAAAACUCCUCUUUCCUGCCAACAAGGAUCAAGUUUGACAGGGAAACUCUUGGUGGGCUAGCUGAUAUGUUUGGACAAAUGCCUGGAAGUGGCAUUGGUACAGGUCCAGGGGUCAUUCAGGACCACUAUUCCCCUACCAUGGGACGUCAUCGCUCAAACCCGAUCUACAAUGGCCACAUUGGAAAUGGCAACAGUUCACACCAGCCUCAGUUUGAAGCAGGAAGCAAACCAUUCAUAAAACCAAACCAGGGCCAGAAUUCACCGGUUUUCAACCAUAAACAGAAUCACUCAGUGCAGAUGCAGUCUAAGGAUAUGGCUCCACGAUUCAGCAAGAAAGGGAAGCUCAAUGCUGAAGAGAUCAGCCUGAGGCCAGCACAGUCCUUCAUCUUGAAUAAAAAACAAGUGCCGAAGCUGCAGCCACAGAUGACUAUGAUUCCUCCAAGUGCACAAGGCUCCCUACUAGGACAGUCUCCACAGCUUGGCCUGAAAACCAAUCCUCCUCCAAUUCAGGAAAAACCUGCAAAGUCCAUUAAAAAAGCUCCUCCUACAAAGGAAGAGUUGCGUAAAAUGACAGAGACAUUGGUGGCAGAUUACCUGAACAGCAAGAACAUCGAUGAGGCAGUGAAUGUUGUGAGGGAGAUGAAGGCUCCAAAGCACUUUCUGUCUGAGCUGCUGAACAAGAUCGUGGUCUAUACCCUUGAUCGUUCAGAUGAGGAUAAGGAACAUGCAAGCACCCUGAUCCAGGCACUCUGCACCGAGGGCCUUGCCACUGGUGAAAACCUAAUGCAGGCCUUUUUGAGUGUUCUGGACCAGUGUCCCAAGAUUGAGGAAGAAGUCCCACUGGUGAAGUCCUUCCUGGCCCAGUUUGCAGCACGCGCGAUCGUUGCCGACCUGGUCAGCAUUUCAGAUUUGGCCCAUCACCUGGAGAAUGGUACCCAUUUCCCGCUGUUCUUGCUGUGCCUGCAGCAGAUGGUCAAACUGAAAGACCGUGAGUGGCUUACUGACGUGUUCCAGCAGAGCAAGGUCAACAUGCAGAAGAUGCUACCUGAAAUUGACCAGAACAAGGACAGGAUGCUGGAGAUUCUGGAGGGAAAAGGUCUCAGCUUUUUGUUCCCACUGAUGAAACUGGAGAAGGAGCUGCUGAAGCAGAUCAAAGUAGAUCCCUCUCCACAGUCAAUCUACAAGUGGAUCAAAGACAACAUCUCUCCUAAACUCCACACUGACAAAGGCUUUGUCAACAUCCUCAUGACCAGCUUCUUGCAGUACAUUGCUUAUGAGAUCAACCCUGACGAUGAUGAAGAGCAGCUUGCAUCGCCCACUAAGGAGCAGCUGGAUGAGGAGAAGCAACUGCUGCUGUCUUUCAAGCCAGUGAUGCAGAAGUUCCUACACGAUCACAUCGACCUACAAGUUGGUGCGCUGUAUGCCCUGCAGGUCCACUGCAAUGCCAAGGGUUUCCCCAAAGGCAUGUUACUGCGCUACUUUGUGAACUUUUAUGACAUGGAAAUAAUUGAAGAAGAAGCCUUCCUUUCAUGGAAAGAAGAUGUCACCCAAGAGUAUCCAGGGAAGGGAAAAGCAUUAUUUCAGGUGAACCAGUGGCUGACCUGGCUGGAGACCGCAGAAGAAGAGGAGUCAGAGGGUGAAGAUUACUGAGAAACAGGCCAAAGCCAUGUGUUAUCAGGAUGCAAUGAAUGAUUUCUUCUUUUUUUUUUUUUACUUUGUCAUUUAUUUGGUCUACACGUGCCCUUCCCUGUCUCAACCUAACCCUUUCCCUCUCUCGUUGUUUAUAAAUAUUUUCCAACCACUGUUACAAUUCAUUCCACUAUGAAAUGUUUUGCCAGAACAAGCCAGCACCCACCACCAUCUUAUUGUAUUUAUGCUUUUCCUUCUCAUUUAUUUGAUGUCCAAGAGCAGAUGUUUUAGACAUUUCAGUUAUCUCUGGUUUUCUUUGACAGUAGGCAGUAUUGUGCAGGAAACUGUACCAGCACCAAACCCUGACCCAUUCUAUCACCUUUUACAUCUGGUAGGAGUCACCAAGUGCUGCCCUAACUAUUUACUUAAAAACUGUUUACAAAAGAGAAAAGCCUCCAACGUAUUGCAAAGAGACUUUUCUCAUUGUUUUAUCAACAUUUGUUAAUCAGUUUUUAGAUGCACUUUGCUCAAUAUCAUGAGUCGUUGCAAUAGUAAGAUACACUUUCCUUGAUUUGUUGAAACAAUCCUAAGUUGUGGUUUUUGGCUGCCAUAAUUGUAAUGGUUUUCUUGUGCGUAAAAGGCAGACCAUUUUGUCUCCAGAUUCAUAAUAAUCUGGAUUUGACGAUGUCUAACAAUAAUGGCCUGUUUUAUUUGCACAGUGUGAUUUCAUUUACCCACAUUUAGUUUAAUGAAUCAAGAGCUUUUUUAUGUACAAAACUUUUGUGCUGUUAAGAAUGAAUCUGUGUGGCCUUUUUUAAUUUAUCAGUUCAUAUGGAUAUACCUCUAAUGUAUCGGACUAUACUUGAAUGUCUCGGUUUUAACAUUGAGACAGCCAAAGCUUAGUUUCCUGUGCUACAGUUGUAUUUUACGUCUGUUUGCCAUAUUUGUCAAGUUUUUAAAUGGUCUUUUUAUCUUCAUGAAAUUAUUAAAAAAAAAAAAAAAUUUAAAAUGUACUGUAUGUGUACACUUAAACCUUCUUUAGGAGUUUCACUGUAAUGUUAAGUGCAAGAAGUUGAGUGUACAAUUACAGAUCGGCCUUGAAUAAAGUUUAACAGUUCA
Siniperca chuatsi (mandarin fish) is the source of this 4012-nucleotide messenger RNA. RefSeq names its product eukaryotic translation initiation factor 4, gamma 2a (gene eif4g2a). Lineage: Eukaryota; Metazoa; Chordata; Actinopteri; Centrarchiformes; Sinipercidae. The transcript is spliced from 21 exons. The record is from RefSeq and is a predicted model, not a curated record. Bases 830 to 2914 code for a protein of 694 amino acids. Gene Ontology annotation, cellular component: eukaryotic translation initiation factor 4F complex. Gene Ontology annotation, molecular function: protein binding; mRNA binding; translation initiation factor activity.